This is a messenger RNA of Numida meleagris (helmeted guineafowl), 2557 nucleotides long. Its product is annotated as putative short-chain dehydrogenase/reductase family 42E member 2. Gene Ontology annotation, biological process: steroid biosynthetic process. NCBI's taxonomy places the organism in Eukaryota, Metazoa, Chordata, Aves, Galliformes, Numididae. The record is from RefSeq and is a predicted model, not a curated record. The coding region runs from base 704 to 1912 and encodes 402 amino acids. The transcript has 17 exons. Gene Ontology annotation, molecular function: 3-beta-hydroxy-Delta5-steroid dehydrogenase (NAD+) activity.
UGCUGCAAUCUUUGUGUGAGUACAGAUGUUCAUAUCGGCUUAGUAGGGGCGGGCAGUUCAGGAACUCUUUGUGUUUUAACCAUACCUGCCUUAGGGGAAAACAGGAUACAGAAGAAAGCUGGGACAGCUUGGAACAGCAACAAAUUCCUUCAUCUAAAUAUGUCUGAAUUUGAGUCAACACCAGGAAGUUCCUGCGUCUUCUAAUGAAGAAAUUGGCAUGUAAUGACAGAGAGCCUGUGAAUUAAAAGGAGACCUAUUAAGGUGCAGAAAAUACGCCUUCUGUGUAAUAAUGGGAAUAAGAAUCUGCGUAUGUUUCUUAUGGCAUGAAAUUACAGCAUGAAAUUAUAGAACAUGACCUAAGGAAGAUGACCACCCGUAACUGUUUUAUAAUUGUAUCAAGCUCUCCUUUCUCUGGACAAUCUCAGUAACCACUUUAGAACUGUGAUAUGAAACAAUAAUGGCCUGAGACAUGACUCCUCCAGAGGAAGACAGUUUGACAGUAGACAAAAACAAAAAUGCCUGGGCCUCAAGCCCAGCCACCAGCUACAAAGGAACAGGAACAACAAAAGAACCUGAGCACACCUGAACAGCUGUUUGCCUGAGUACCUUGUGUUACUAAUUGUUCAGCAAGACAAGUCUCAUCGUCUUACUUGAACAGGAAGCACGAGAAGAACGCUGACAUCAGGAUUCUACUAAGGCCGUGAUGCAAGAAGGAGCCACAGAGGAACUUCACAGGGACCUCCUAUGUGAGAGCAAACUAACUGAGCACGCAGGACCACUGGUUAAAAGCAGGAGGACAGUGGUGACAGGAGGUGGAGGCUACCUGGGAUACAAUCUGGGAUGUGCUCUUGUCAAGGCAGGAGUUGCUGUUGUUCUAUUUGAUGUACGAAAACCUAAAUGGGAAAUUCCAAAUGGUGCAGACUUUUUCAAGGGUGAUGUAAGGGAUUAUGAAGCAGUGCUCAAAGCAUGUGAAGGAGCUGAUUGUGUGUUCCAUGUGGCUGCUUGUGGAAUGUCAGGAUUAGAACAACUUGAAAAGAAAGAGCAGAUUGAAUCCAUAAAUGUUGGUGGCACUAAAAUAAUAAUUGAUGUCUGCAAACAAAGAAAUAUCCCUAGGCUGAUAUAUACCAGUACAGUGAAUGUGGUAUUUGGAGGGAAUCCUAUUGAAGAAGGAGAUGAAGAAACUGUGCCCUAUUUUCCGCUGGAAAAGCAUUUUAAUCAUUACUCUAGAACGAAGGCAAUUGCAGACCAAAUGGUUCUUGCUGCCAACGGAACUUUUCUAAAAGGAGGUGCCCAGCUCCGUACUUGCGUGCUCCGUCCACCAGGCAUCUAUGGGCCCGAAGAGCAACGCCACCUGCCGCGGGUAGCUGUAAAUAUCCAGCGGAGACUAUUCAACUUCAAGUUUGGAAAUCACAAAGUUCUGAUGAACUGGGUUCACGUAGGAAACCUAGUACAAGCUCACUUACUAGCUGCUGAGGCUCUCACCUCUGAGAAGGAUUACAUAGCUAGUGGACAGGCAUAUUACAUACACGAUGGUGAAAACGUCGUAUUUUCUGAAUGGAUAGUCCCAUUAUUUGAAAAAUUAGGAUACAGUAAACCCUGGAUACAUAUUCCUGUUCUCCUGGUUCAUAUAGCAGCUGCUGUGAUGGAAUAUCUGCAUCUGGCAUUAAAGCCAUUUUUUAGCUUCACACCUUUCUUGACAAGGAGUGAGGUCUGGAACGUUACUGUUACUCACACUUUCCGAAUUGACAAGGCACGAGAUCAGCUUGGUUACAAACCAAAGAAAUUCUCAUUUGCAGAUUCUGUAGAUCAUUAUCUUAAAACAAGACCUGUUUGUCAGGAAGAUCACACAUUCCUUAAAACGCUCUUUGCUUUUGGUCUUUUGUUAAGUUUGAUCUUUCUUUCUUUCUUCUAACAUCAAAUAGCUGCCCACCUGUUCCCAAAAAACUAAUUUUGUUUCUGGGGAUCAGUGACCUGACCACAGUGUAUUCCUCAGUCACUAUGGAAUUUAUUGUUCUUAUUAAUUAUUCUUAUCAUUGUGAUGACUUCUCCCCAGUCCUUACCAAAAAUAAAAAAUAAAAAAAUGUGAAAACACAAAGCAUAUCAGGAAAUGUUCCCAAAGGACAAAGCAGUGUCACAAAAUCAAAGGAAUUCACCAUUGAUGGGUGCAGGAGGAGUUGUAAUGAAUCUUCGCUAACGGAUUACUUCAUACUGAGAAUGAUUUUCUAAAACUGAUAAUCCAGAAGGGCAAGGAUUUGGAAGAGGAGGAGCCAUGGUAGAACCGCAGUGCUGUAAACAGGAGCUGUGGCUCCAAUGAAGAGAAGAUGGUCUAAACAAUGCCUCUGAUGAAGCCACUGCUCCAGCUACUGCAUGUUAGUGCCAGGAAUUAUGAGGACCUGGGAGAUACUACAAAAAUAAGUAAAUAUUUAUAAGUAACAGGUGGUGAGAGGACUGAAAGUCAUAUUUAUGUGAAAUAGUUCUGUUGUUCAAAACAAUGUAAAAAUAAAAUGUGUAUAUAAAAUAAUUUUUAGGUGCAAUAAUAAAUCUCAACUGAACCAAA